UCACCGAGUCCUUGUCCAAGUGCAGACUGCUGCCAGGUGUUCAAACCCACUGGGUUUCUAACAAAUUUGGGGUGUUCCAUAACACUAUAACACCACAAUUAGCACCUAUCGUCAAGAGAGGGGAGAGAGAGGGUUCCACAAGUAAUUGAGGAGUCCAGAUGCAGGUAGAGACUGGUAUUACACAGGAAACUUCCCCUGUAUUUGGGGGGAGUGCUUCCAGGAGGAUUUGCGCCCUCCAAGUGCUGGUCCAUAUCCCAUAUGGCUCCCUUACUUUACUAAUCUUUCUAUGGCUUUUAGUCAUGUUCACAAGUCUGUUUCAGCUACUCCAUCUUAAUAAACUUUAAUUACUACAAUGCUCUCUUGUUCAAAGGUGUACUAAAAACAGAACUCAGUACUGGCUUGUCUUUGGCCUCUUAGGAAAAAAAUAUCUGGAAGUUUCUGAUAGCUUUCUGGGAUCCUAAAACUCAGUUCCUAAUCUAGUACUGGAAGCAUAAACAAACAAGCGAUUCCCUUCAGUAUCCUCUGAGUCCAAGUUUGACUGAAUUCUAAAUGUAUCACCUCCAGGCUCCCAGUACCAGAGCAAAGUUUGUUUUCUGUGCUAAUCCUCACAUCCCGACACUCACCUGCCAAAUAAAAUCCACAACAAACUGUCAAAUGGAGUACGCUUUCACGGUGCACCAAAGAAGCGGUAGAAGAACACCCUAAUGGUGUCCCUAAAGAGUUUUGGCAUCGACCCGGAGUCAUGGGAGCAAAUCACUUGCAACCGUCCAUGCUGGAGGUCAUCAAUAUAGAACGGAGCACUGGCCUUUGAACAGCAAUGCAUGACAGAAGCAAUGAAGAAACACAUGUCCAGGAAAACAAAAAUCUCUCAUACACAGUCCUCAUCACUUUCCUGCCCCUGCUGCAGCAGAUUGUUUAAGGCAAAGAUUGGGCUUAUAAAUCACCUAUGUACCCACAUGACCUAGCCUCCACCCCCCUCCUUUCUCUCUCCUCUCAUUUUUCCUUUUUUUUCUCCUUUUCUCUUUUCUCCCUCACUGUUUCUUUUCCACUUAGAAUCCGGGGAGGGGGGAGGGAGAGAAUGUCAUCUUCACCCACAAUGCAUGAACAACAAUCUAAUAACUGAUUGGGCGCUUUAAAGCACUGACAAGCCCCACUGAAGCACUUGAGCUAUACCGAUGUUGGGUGAGCCAGAUCAAACUGACGCAAAGCCUCUUUCAGUAAAGCACUAUUUUUUUCCCUCAUCUGUCAACACCCAAAAAGCCCAUGCUGUCACUACGACUGCCACUGGUGCAGAUACAGCUGCUGUCUCCCUCUGCCAUUGCUCCAGCUACGGUUACCACAGGUCAGCCUCCACCAGCCAUCCUGCCAGAAGGCCCAGCAACAGGUACUGUUCCCCUCCCCACCAUAACCAAGCAGUCAGAAACCUAAGGCUUAAUACAGAGAUUGUUGCGUUGAGUAGCUUAUUGAGUAGUAGCUGAAAGUGCUGCUGCUUACGUGCAAGCAGCUACACAUAUGCAGGAAAGGGGCUCAUCAGGUAAUGGACAACCUGGCCCAAUCUGCUAAUUAUUUCUAGCUAGGGGUAAUUUAGCUAACCUGCUACCUUAGCACCUGGUGCCCAUGGGAGUUUCCUAUAUGAUAUCUGUCUCUGCCUGUAUCUUGACCCCUCAGUUACCUGUGAAACCUAGGAAAUCUGCAAAGCGUGGAGAGCUGAGUCACGAAAAGACCUGAGGUGCCGAAGUCCAAAAUUCUCAAUCCCAUAUUCUAGCUGUCGCUUACCCCUGGGGGCACCAGAAAUCCCAGGCGCCUAUAUUUUCAAUCACUAUAGUGCCCUGGGUGUGCAAAUGUCUGCUUCAGGGCAUGCCCAGAACUAGUGCUUAAGUCCUAACAGUAUCAAGAAUCUAGAUGUCUGUCUCAACUAAAAGUUUUUUUCUGAAACUUUUCAUACUGGAAGUUUUUUCCCUCCCCCUCCAACCUUGACUGCAGGGACCAAGUCAGCAGCUAUUCUCAAAGCGUAAGUAACCCCCCCCACACAACACAUCUUGCCUGAAUUCCAACAGCUGCAUAGUUAGUGCACUCAGUGGGGACAUGGAGACCUCUUCUUUUAGAGAAGAAUCUGAAUUCAAAUCCUCUCCUCUCUCAGGUAAGGGGUACUGUGAGGAUGGUAGCUUCUGCUCAAGCCAUUGCUCUUAGCAUGAAAUAAUUAGAUAUUCAAAGAGAAUGGCUCUCUAGCCCAGUGGGAGCAGAAGACUUGGUUCCAGGUGGCUAAAUAAGUAUUUUAUAGAAAAUGAAAUAGCAUCACCAGAAGACGCUGGACCAUCCCUCCCCAACCACAAUCCAGAGCAGCUUAAUAAGUAAUGUGUCCUCAGUGUUCUUCUAACAGAGGAGGGAUUUCAGUAUGGAUCUUCCAUCACCCAGGAAAGAUCUCUAACCAUGAGCGCACUGAAAUAAACCGAAGCACAUCCUCCUGGCAGCGUUUUGUGAGAGGUGCUGAAACCAGCUCUAGUCUAGGAGAAGGCUAUGGUUCAGGAUCUUGAGUGGAGUGAGGGUCAGGCCUUGCUGCUUCAGGGUUUCCUGCUGGGUAGCAUAGGAAGCACUCCACCUCACAUGCUAACUGCUGUGGAUCCCAUCCUCAGGCACCUAACUCCCCUCAUGUACUGUAUAGGAAGUCUGGGUGCCCAGCUCAAGGCUGUGGACUCUAUUAGGCAACAGUAGUCUGGGAAGGGAAAAAAAGUACUGAGUACCUACAUGGAACUCAUUGCUGACUGUCUCCAUAAGUGGCACUUAAAGUUGAGCAUCAAAAAUCAGUACCAUCACUCUUCCACCUUGAUAGUUGUUAAGCCAAGAGCACACUGAAUAUCUAAGUAGGGAACCACAUCCUUCCUCAUGAGCAUACCCCAACCUACUCAGGAGUUACAUUAGACCAUUCCCUCACCUAUAGACAUUCAGAAAGCCAGCAGUAAAGUCUCUGCACAGGUAGCUGCCUUAAGAUGUUUAGCCAGCACAAUAUGGGGUGCCAGGUGCAAAGUCUUUAGAACCACUGCACUUGCCAUGGUAUAUGGUCCAGCAGAAUAUUGUGCUCCUGUAUGGCCCAAAAGCUGUGACACUAAAAAGCUUAACACUGUACUUACCAGUGCACUGAGACUUAUAACAGGCUGCACAACUUAAACACACACAGAUGUACUACUCCCUGUACUCUCAGGCAUUAGACCAAGUGAUAUAAGAAGGCAGACUCUAGCACAGAGGUGGGCAAAAUGUGGCCCAGUGGCCAGAUGCAGCCCGCCAAGCCAUUCUGUCCGGCCCACGGGGCCCCUAAAAAAUUUAGAAAAUUAAUAUUUAUCUGCCCUGGGCUACCUAUCAUGCAGCCCUCAAUGGCUUGCCAAAACUCAGUAAGUGGCCCUCCGCUCAAAAUAAUUGCCCGCCCCUGCCCUAGCAUUGUUACUGGCAAUAGAAGCAAGAGAUAAUAAAAAUCACCUGCUUUACCAACUGUUGACUAAAGACCUGAAUACAUGGAGGCUUCAGCAACUUAAAAGUCAUAAAGCAUUUAUAUGUGAAGCCCACAAGUUCCUGGAAGAGUUUGAGGCUGCUGAACCAAAUCUACGGGCAGCAAUGGAGUGGGUCGACCACUGGGAAAGGUUAGUCGAAUCCCUACAGCACUUUGUAUUAACGCCAAACAAGUCCCCUAUUGGGCAUGACCUUGACAGAGAAGCAUGGGUCAAGCUGAACAGACUGAGAUUUGGAUAUGGACGUUUCAGAACACUUCAUAAGAUGAACAUCUUGGACAGGCUUCUGCGUGAAUGCAGUGCCUAACAAACAGCACAGCACUUAAUUGAAAGCUGCAGUCUUUACAAAUGUCCAGAUGGGGCAGAUGGAAUCUGCACAUUGAGUGAUAAUACUAGACAGUGGCUCAUAAAUUUGGAAGUUGAUAUCUGAUGCCACACAAAAGAAAAAGAGAUACUGGGGGGGCAUAGGAGCACAAUGGAGCUCAAGUCUUUCUGAGUUUGUCUUCUCUAGGGUUUGUUCACCUCCAAUAAUAAACAUGUCUAAACACUAGUCUGGAUGCUCUUCUCAAAUAUUGUUCUACGCCACGGGUUUUCAACCUUUUUGGAGCAGUGUACCCCUGGUGGCCGGACACAGAGCAGGGGUGAGGGAUAGGCACGGCUGAACACAGAGCGGCACUAGCUGCCGCAUGCAAGCUUUCCCCGUCAUUCGUGUCCAGCUGGGUGGACCGAUGCCUGCAUGGCAGUGCGGGAUGGUGCAUGGCAGCACUCCGUCCCUGCCCGCCCACACAUAUCUCCUCUGGCCUUCUCAAAUACCCCCGGGGGUACGCAUACCCCUGGUUGACACCCCCUGUUCUAGGCUGUGGAUGUUUGUAGGUUUCAUGGAUUCAGCCUUGGAACUUGGGAGCGGGCUGGAGAGAUUGGAGCAUCCUCUUGACUGCUUACCAAACCAGCUCAUCUCAAUGCCCGUCCCUCACAAUCCUCCCUAGAUCUCAGCUGCUUCUGUUGUACCCUUUCUUUUCAACCCCCUUCCCCCAGGUGCUUUCACCUGCUGCUCUUUUCACCUACGUAUAGCCUUCUGUGCUGGCUUUCGCUCCUCAGACCUCAUGAAGAAUGCCUUGCAUUUGAAAACUUGCCUAACUCUUUCCCAGCUAUGCAGUUGGCCCAAUAAAAGAUAUCACCCCAAGUAAUGCUUGACUCUCACAUAAUUUUUGGACCUUUGUGGCUACAGCAUCACUCUAACACUACUAUAUCCUCUCUUCACUUUCCUUUCAGCUCCCACUCUUCCCCUGAAUUCUCCCAGUCUCCCAUCCCCCUGGUGUGUUCCAGCCUUUUUUGCCCAUCAUCAGGUCCUCCAUUUGCUUUUAAUCUCACAUCCUUCAUGACCCCCUCUGUGUCCCUGAUUCUUCCUUUCUCCUUGAUCCCUUUGCCUUUCUCCCCGCCCCUCCUCCCCCCCCCUCCCCCCGUGGGCAUGUCCCCAAGGCUCCAACUGUGAGGUUGACUGUGACGUCGCAGUGUUCUCUUUCCAUAUUGCCCUUUGAAACAGGAGCUGUUGGUGUGGGUUGGAGGCUGGCAUUAAAGUGGAAAAAUGAUGGGGCUCCAUUUUCUGUCCUGUGGUCUCCUGGUGGCUUUUCUGCACUCGCUGGCGCUGCCUCUCUGUGGCAAGUCACCCCCAGCUCCAGGUACCCCACUGUCUGACAGCGAGUACCAGGUCUUUUUCUCUGCCCUGCUAUCCUCCCAGAAGGCUAAUAUGUUCUGUCAGAUCCGACGCACGCAAGGAUGCUACGAUCCCAAUAUCAUCUGGCUGGACCAGCACGAGAACCACGGCUGGAUCCCAGAGGGCUCAGUAUGUACCAACCUCCCAGAAGCCUCCUUGUUUCAGACCUUCUGUGAGUUUGCACAAUACCGUUGUACCACUCGCAAGUUCUACAUCAAGAGAAUCCUGUGUCCUGACUUGCCUCCCCCUAAAAAGUCUCCAGCCCAAGCAGAAAGGCCUCAUACCAUGGGCUCUUGGGCAAAGAGCGACUCGCUUGCCCUGACCAGCCCUCCUAAGAAACCAGAUUCUAGGCACCUGAAGGAGGAUCGCAGGCAGCACACUGACAUCCGGCUAUACCCCCACAUUGAUGCUAUCCUGAAAUAUGCGUAUGCUGUUUCAGGCCAGGAGCCGAUGCCCAAAGGGUUCCUCCAUGUCAUGCCAGUGCGCCAAAGAACUCAAGAGCGCCUGGACGUGCCAGGGCACCUACAAGGCCAGGCAGUCACAGCCUUAUCUGAAACAUCACUGCGGGUAAAGCUCAGCACCAAGAUUGAGAGGGGCACAAAACAACACAUAGACUAUGUCAUCGAGCAGCUAAUCAACUUAGCAUUCUCCUUGGAGGGGUCUCUGGAUGUGAAGACCACACCUGUGCCAGUAGGCACUGAGCUAGACCAGAAGGGUUCAAACAGUGGUGCCCAGGAAGAGGUCCCAGUAGCAAGUUUCACUGGCAGAGAAAACCCAGAAGAUCUAAUUCCAGUGCAGUCUGACAUUUCAAUAUCCAGAAGGUAAAUAAAAACAAC
Messenger RNA from Alligator mississippiensis (American alligator), 6050 nucleotides. It is a transcript of the gene ACRBP, whose product is annotated as acrosin binding protein. The transcript is spliced from 6 exons. Lineage: Eukaryota; Metazoa; Chordata; Crocodylia; Alligatoridae. Bases 5086 to 6039 code for a protein of 317 amino acids. The record is from RefSeq and is a predicted model, not a curated record. Gene Ontology annotation, cellular component: nucleus; acrosomal vesicle.